UCCUCCUUAUCGUCAAACGGUGUUCAGUCGCCGGAUCUCGAUUGUAAUAGUUUGUAGUCACCUGUCUUCCAACGACCAACAGUCGUUUUUGAAAUUAGAUCAUUAAAAUAUUAGUAUUUAGAUUUUAGAACCUACCACGGCUGUGUCAGUAAUUUUUUACUAGUACACUUUCUUUAGGACUAAGUUAGUAAAAAAAGUUUAAUAGUUGUUAGUCGAGACUAGUUGAUUACAAGGGCCAACUUUCAACAUGCUUAUGCUUAGAAAAAUUGCUAAAUGUCGACCAAUAAGCCGUUUUGGUCUUAUCAACCAACGAGACCUAAAUGUUGCCAUAAUUGGUCAGAGUACUUUUGCAGCCGAAGUGUAUAAGUUGUUGUUGAAAAACGGUCAUCGCGUAGUUGGUGUAUUUACCAUACUAGACAAAGGAAAUCGGCAAGAUCCAUUGGCGGCUAUUGCUUCAGAAAACAAUACUCCAGUAUUUAAAAUUAAAUCGUGGCGUAAAGGUGAAAAUUCAUUACCUGAAAUUGUAGCACAAUACAAACAAGUUGACGCUGAACUCAAUGUGCUACCGUUCUGUUCACAGUUUAUUCCUAUGGAGGUCAUUGAACAUCCAAAACAUAAAAGCAUAUGUUACCACCCUUCGAUUUUACCUAAACACAGAGGAGUUAGUGCUAUAAAUUGGACCUUGAUGAAUGGAGAUAAAGAAGCCGGGUUUUCUAUAUUUUGGGCUGAUGACGGCCUUGACACUGGUCCAAUAUUGUCUCAAAAAUCAUGCCCGGUUUUACCAGAUGACACUGUUGAUUCUUUAUACAAUCGAUUUUUAUAUCCUGAAGGCAUCAAAAGUAUGGCUGAAGCUGUUGAUAUGGUGGCCAAUGGUACAGCUCCUGUUAUACCUCAAUCUACAGAAGGGUCUUCUUUUGAACCAUCUGUAAGAAAAAAGGCUUUACAAAAAGUAGAUUGGUCUAAAAGUGGAGUAGAUAUUCAGAACUUCAUUAGAGGGUUAGACAGUUCUCCAGGCGCUUGGACUAUCAUAGAUGGAACAGAAGUAAAAUUAUAUAAAUCGUCUAUUUGGAAAAAUGAAUUACCUACCGGUGACCAAGUGACUGUUGAUACACUUCAAAUUCCAGCUAUUGUUCAUGAUAAAGGUUUAUUGGUUACCUGCAACGAUGGACUUAAAAUAAACAUUGAGAGGUUGUCAGUGGACGGUAAAAUGAUGGCUGCGUCAAAUUACGGUAAUGCAGAUACAGUCCAAGAAACUAUUGAUUACACAGAUCAAGAGAAAGCAUACAUUCCUGUAGUAGAAUCAAUUUGGAAAAAUAUCCUGAACAUGGAAAUUGGAAAGGAUACUCAUUUCUUUCAAUCUGGAGCAGGUUCUAUGGAUGUUGUGAGGUUAAUUGAAGAGAUCAAGGAUAAAUUGAAAUUGAUGCUAAAGAAUGAUGAUGUAUACAUGUUUCCUGUUUUUUCUGAUUUCUGUAACAUCUUGGUCAAGAGGUCUAGAGGUUCAACCGAUGACAAUAACCGUGUAGAAUAUGAUCCAGUAGUGGUUGAAGUCAACAAUAUGAAAUUACAGUUUGCAAAACAAUUAUUCAUCAAUGGACAGUUUGUAGACUCUGAGUCUGGAAAGACCUUGGAAUGCAUCAAUCCUGCUGACGAAUCAAUUAUUUGUUCAAUUCAAUGUGCAUCUGAAGCUGAUGUAGAUCAAGCAGUUAUUGCAGCUAGUAGGGCAUUCGAAGGAGAAUGGUCUGAAAUGAGUCCCAGAGAUCGUGGAGCAGUUAUGUAUAAGAUAGCAGAUUUAUUAGAUAAAAACAGAGAAGAAUUAGCAACAAUAGAAUCCAUUGAUUCUGGUGCGGUGUACACAUUAGCGUUGAAAACUCAUAUUGGCAUGUCUAUUGAUGUUUGGAAAUACUUUGCCGGUUGGGCAGAUAAAAUACAUGGUCAAACAAUACCGAUAUCACAUGCUAGACCCAAUAGAAAUUUAACAUUUACAAAAAAAGAGCCUUUUGGUGUUUGUGGAAUCAUUACACCAUGGAAUUAUCCAUUGAUGAUGUUGUCCUGGAAGAUGGCAGCAUGUUUAGCAGCGGGUAAUACAGUGGUAAUGAAACCAACAGAAGUAUCACCCCUCACUGCAUUGAAGUUUGCUGAAUUGUCUGUAGAAGCCGGUUUUCCGGCUGGCGUUAUUAAUAUACUUCCUGGACUUGGUAUUGAGGCUGGUAGAGCAAUAGCUGAACACCCAGAUAUUAGAAAAGUGGGAUUUACGGGCAGCACGGCAACUGGUCAUGCAAUAAUGAAAGCAUCAGCAGAAUCGAAUCUCAAAAAAGUAUCCUUAGAACUUGGUGGAAAAUCUCCUCUGAUUAUACUCGAUGAUUGCGACUUAGACAAGUCUGUUAGAAUGAGCAUGGGAGGAGUAUUCUUCAACAAAGGAGAAAAUUGUAUAGCCGCAGGUAGAGUUUUUGUCGAAUCAAGCAUACAUGAUAAAUUUAUUGACAAAGUUGUUGAAGAAGUAAAAAAAAUUAAAAUCGGAAACCCGUUAGAACGUGACACUCAUCAUGGACCUCAAAAUCAUAAGGCCCAUUUGGAAAAAUUAAUUAACUAUUGCAAUAAAGCAAAGAAUGAAGGAGCUGAACUGAAAAUUGGAGGAAAACGUCUUGAUCGACCAGGAUACUAUUUUGAGCCAACUGUGUUCACAGGAGUUGAAGAUCAUAUGUUUAUUGCUCAAGAAGAAUCAUUUGGACCUAUUAUGGCUAUAACUAAAUUUAGUAGCAGUGAUUUGGAUGCAGUUAUUAAGCGAGCAAACUCAACUGAUUAUGGUCUGUCUUCUGGCAUAUUUACAAAAGACAUAAGCAAGGCAUUAAGAUUUGCUGAAAAAAUUGAUGCUGGUACUGUAUUUAUAAAUACUUAUAAUAAAACUGAUGUUGCCGCACCUUUUGGUGGUUUCAAAAAGUCUGGAUUUGGCAAAGAUUUAGGUGAAGAAGCUUUGAACGAGUAUUUAAAAACUAAAUGCAUAACAGUAGAAUAUUAAAAAACAGUUAUUGUCAGUAUUUAAAAUGUAAGCAAACAUUUGUUCGAUUGAUGUCGCCAAUGCAAGACCAAUGUACACUGUACAGAAUUCUUUUUCAGUCACAACCCAUUUGGAAUGGUCCACAGUCAAAUUGAACCAUACGUUUUUCAACCCUUUUAUGUCCUUAGUCAACGAUCUAAUGUUCUUAAAUCAUAAGUACUUAUAAGUCAUAACUCAUAACCCUUAAAACAUUAUUAUUUAGUAGUGAUGCACAACAAUAUCAUACUUCCAUAUCGAAGUGACUAAUUUAUCAAAAGUAUUUCGAUAUUCAAUAUCAUUUAGUUUUCUAUUUAUUGAAGUUUUGAAAGUUAAUCAAUGAUAAAGAAUGAUAAGCAAUAUUUUCUAUUUUUCCGCCAAUAAAUUAUUUAAGUAUUAUUGUAUUGAUUUUAGUCUUAUAAAGUAUAUUGAUAUAAAUGAAUCAAUAUCGAUAAUUGAAAAUAUUUGGUUGUGGAACACUAUUACUUAGUAAAACAAUAUGCUCAUUAUAUUUCUAUUUUCUACCUCAAUUUACUUGUACCGACUGGAACAUGAUGAAUUGAACUGACCUCUAUUAUUCAACCAAGUCUGCGUGUACAUUUAACUGUGCCAUUAAUUUGAUUAAGUCUUUGUAUAAAUGUAUAACUGUGUAUAAUAUGUACAUUAAAACUGUUGUAUGAUCUAAUCAACAGAUUAUAUUAUCUUAGGAACAAGUUAAAUAUAUUAAAAAUCAUUCACUUUUAUUUGCUACUUAGGCAUUUCUCUACUUUUUUACUCGUACAUUGAUUUUGUCAGGCAUGCAUUCAGUUCAAUUCGUUAAAUAAGUACAUAUUAUUAAAUGCAUUUUGUGUUAAGUUUUAUGUUAUGUUUAAUUUUUUUAUUGUUUUUAUUUGUAUCUUCAUUCCAUAUAUUAAUAAAGUUAAAACACAUCUUUAACAUAA
Rhopalosiphum padi (bird cherry-oat aphid) is the source of this 3972-nucleotide messenger RNA. Its product is annotated as cytosolic 10-formyltetrahydrofolate dehydrogenase. The coding region runs from base 248 to 3016 and encodes 922 amino acids. The transcript is spliced from 16 exons. Gene Ontology annotation, biological process: 10-formyltetrahydrofolate catabolic process; one-carbon metabolic process; biosynthetic process. The record is from RefSeq and is a predicted model, not a curated record. Lineage: Eukaryota; Metazoa; Arthropoda; Insecta; Hemiptera; Aphididae. Gene Ontology annotation, molecular function: aldehyde dehydrogenase (NAD+) activity; formyltetrahydrofolate dehydrogenase activity. Gene Ontology annotation, cellular component: cytoplasm.